CAAAGACUAUAAAAAUGGGAGCCGUUACCUCCCUGCUUGGCACUCAGCAUCAAGGGUUGGAAUUGGGGGUUAAAUCACCAACAAAUAAUUCCCGGGCGCGGCCACCGCUGCUGCUCACUGCUCGCCUCACCUCCCAUAAUGGCUAUUGGAUUUGACGUUCAACUGUCUCAAUGGGAAGUACAAUUCAUUUGCGUGCGGGUCAAUAUCGUGGAAGUGAUUGAAAAAGAGUCAGCAGCGAAUGAGAGAGGAAAGGGGGAGUGACUGAGGGGCUGGGGGGGGGGGGCGGGGGGGUGCGCCCCCCUCCUCCACCGGCAGCAUCAGCACCACCAGCAGCAUCAUCAGCAUCCUGGUGAGGACCGCAGGACUCAAACUUGAACAACGCGGACGCUCGCCGCCUUCUGAGAGCUCGCCAACACUUCCUUCUUUUCUUUUUUUUUUGCCAAGAUGAUCGCCACCACUCAGCAGAACAUGACCACGGAGCUGGAGCUGGGCGGCACCGACGGUCCCCCCCGGAACUGGAAGGGCAUCGGGAUCGCCGUGAUGGUGAUCCUGGCCGUCAUGUCGUUGGUCAUUCUCUCCGUCGUCAUGCUCACCCCUGAUGAAUCUCUCUUGUUGCGCCACUCCCUUUUCACCGUGGACGACCUGGAGGGAGAGGAGUUCAAAGUUCACGACCCCAGCGUGGCCUGGCUGAGCGAUAACGAGGUGGCUCUCCGCACCCGAGAGGGUCACAUCCUGACCUUUGACUUCAACAACAACCUGACCACCAUCCUGCUGGACAACACCUCACUGGAACUGAGCGCCACCAGAUUCCAAGUGUCCGCGGACAAGAGCGCCGUGCUCCUGGCCUACGACAUUCGAGCGGUGUUCUCUCAGUCCUUCACAGCGUCCUAUGCCACCUACAGUGUGGCCACCGGGGACCUGCUGGAGCUGAGGCCACCUCAGAAGGAGGAGGCGGGGUUGCAGUACGCCGCCUGGGGGCCUCAGGGGAGCCAGCUGGUGCUCUUCUCUGAGGGCAACAUCUUCUACCAGCCCAGCGUGAGCAGCCAGGCUCUGCGUCUCACGUCCACCGGAGACCCUCACCGUCACCGUGUGGUCAACGGGCUCUCGGACUGGACUUACGAAGAGGAAGUGCUGCUGUCUUAUGUCGCCCACUGGUGGUCGGCGGACGGCGCCCGGCUGGCGUACCUCAGCAUCAACAACUCAGCCACGCCUCUUGUGGAAAUACCUAAGUUUCUGGGUGGACUGUACCCUUCCAACGCCAUCUUCCCCUACCCCAAGGCUGGCUCCAACAUCCCGUCUGUCAGCCUGCUGGUGGUAAACCUGUACGGUCCCGCCCACACGGUGGAGAUGACGCCCCCGGACUCUGUCAGGACCAGCAGAGAAGGCUACAUCUCCAUGGUGACGUGGACCAGCAGCACCCGCCUGGCGGUCCGCUGGCUCAACCGGGCCCAGAACCAGUCGGUGCUGUGCGUGUGCGAGGCCACCACGGGGGCGUGCUCAGAGAAGCACAAAGUGUCCCUGGAUAAAAUGCCCAGACCGUCGCAGGACGUCCCUCUGUUCUCGGAAGACGGCGCCAUGUUCUACGCCGUCCUGCCCGCCAAGCAGGGCGCCCGAGGAGAGUUCAGCCACGUCGCCGCUCUCCCAGCCCGGCCCACCAACCCUUCCAUCCCUGCUCGCUUCUUGACAUCGGGCAGUUGGGACGUCACCUCGCUCUGCGCCCUGGACGACAAGGCCGGAAAAAUCUACUUCUUGAGUACGGAGGAAUCCAAACAAAGACGGCACCUUUACAGCGUGGAUGUGGAUGGUGCGUUCGAGCGCCAGUGCAUCACCUGUCACCUCCUGGACGAGUGCCACUUCUUCGACGCACUUUUCAGCCCCAACCGCACGCACGUCGCCCUCCGAUGCCUGGGCCCGGGGAUUCCCAAAGUGACGGUCCACAGCAUCCAGGACCCCUACAGAUACGUGGUCCUGGAGGACAACAGCCCCCUGUCCAAAGCCCUGGAGGACAAACAUCUCCCCGAAACUCUGUUCAGGACAUUUUCAACUGACAGCCACGACGUGCACCUGAAGCUAUCUUUGCCUCGAGGUUACGAGGCCAACUUGCAUCCCUUGCUGGUCAUUGUAGACGGCCUUCCUGGUCGCGAAUCUGUGACAGAGGAGUUCUCUCUGGGCUGGCCUCAGGUCCUCUCCGGCGUCCACGGCGUGGCGUUGGCCUGGGUGGACAGCAGGAGCGGGGCGGGCCGCGGGCAGAAGGUCGCCACCGCCGCCAGUAAGCUCGGCCUGCUUCACGUCAGAGAUCACUUGGAAGUGGUGGAGUUCUUGAGGAAGCUGCCCUACAUUGAUGACCGCCGCAUGGCCCUCUAUGGCAAGGCCUUUGGUGGAUACCUAACUCUGAAAAUGCUAACAGCAACAGAGAAGCUCUUCCAGUGCGCAGCUGCUGUGGCCCCAAUAACAGACUUCAGACUUUAUAACGCGGCGUUCUCUGAGCGGUAUCUUGGCCUCCCGACUAAGGAGGAGCAUGUUUACUCGACCGCCUCUCUGCUGGAGGACGUCAACAAACUGAAAGACGAGAACUUUCUUAUCUUGCACGGAACCGCAGACGCCAAGGUACACUUCCAGCACAGCGCCGAGCUCCUGAGCCGCCUGGUGAGGGUGGAGGCCAACUACUCCCUGCAGCUGUACCCGGACGAGGGCCACACGCUGAGGGAACCGCGAAGCGUCCAGCACUUCCAACGCACGGUACUCAACUACUUCCAUAACUGCUUCAAGCACAGGGUCCUCUUGGACACCACCGAGGACGAAGAGGAGGAUGACGACUGAGGACUCUGGAAGUAGGGGGCACGGUUCUGGACACCUGGACUCUAGACCAAACACUUGAAGCUCCUCCUGGAGGAACUUAACUUCCGAUGGCACACAAAUGUUUGUGCUGUUUACUGUCGGCUCCAAAAGACACCAUUCUUUACAAACGACACUGGAUAAAGUACAAAGGAGGGAAGCUCCCCUGAAGAGCUUGGCUUGUAAGGAUGAACUAGCCUCCGUGUUUUUUCCUGA
This is a messenger RNA of Entelurus aequoreus (snake pipefish), 3051 nucleotides long. RefSeq names its product inactive dipeptidyl peptidase 10. Bases 445 to 2820 code for a protein of 791 amino acids. The transcript is spliced from 25 exons. NCBI's taxonomy places the organism in Eukaryota, Metazoa, Chordata, Actinopteri, Syngnathiformes, Syngnathidae. Gene Ontology annotation, molecular function: serine-type peptidase activity; dipeptidyl-peptidase activity. The record is from RefSeq and is a predicted model, not a curated record. Gene Ontology annotation, biological process: proteolysis.